GCCGGCUCUAUGGUGUGAGGGCAGCGAUGCACAAGCACCACCACUGCUGCAAGUGCCCCGAGUGCUACGAGGUGACGCGGAUGGCGGCCCUGCGGCGCAUGGAGCCCCCCUCCUACGGCGAGUGGCAGCACGAGCAAUACGGCUACAGCGGGUACGGCUCGCAGACCCUGCCCGCGCCCGGGGGGGCCGCGCCCGCCGCCCGCGGCAAGGCGAAGCUGGGGGCCCCCGCCCGCGACCCCGCCGCGCUGAAGCCGCCGCCGCCGCCGGGGAAGAACGCGCCCAAGGUGAACGGGAGCGGCCCGGGCUGGUGGCCCGAGUGCACGUGUUCGAGUCGCGACUGGUACGAGCAGGCCAACCCUGCUCCCAUUAUUGUGAACACAGACUCACUGGAACAAGGGCUCUCUGUGAACGGCAGCGAUGGGAUGUUCAAAUAUGAGGAGAUUGUCUUGGAAAGGGGUAACUCUGGCCUCGGCUUCAGCAUAGCAGGAGGAAUUGACAACCCGCACAUUCCAGAUGACCCGGGUAUCUUCAUCACCAAAAUCAUCCCUGGGGGAGCAGCAGCCAUGGACGGCCGUCUAGGGGUGAACGACUGUGUGCUGCGGGUGAACGACGUGGACGUCUCCGAGGUGGUGCACAGCAAAGCCGUGGAGGCCCUGAAGGAAGCGGGGCCCGUGGUGCGGCUCGUGGUGCGCCGCCGGCAGCCCCCACCAGAGACCAUCAUGGAGGUCAACCUCAUGAAGGGCCCCAAAGGCCUGGGGUUCAGCAUCGCCGGGGGCAUCGGGAACCAGCACAUCCCUGGGGAUAAUAGCAUCUACAUCACCAAGAUCAUUGAGGGAGGUGCUGCCCAGAAGGACGGACGCCUGCAGAUUGGGGACCGGCUGCUCGCGGUGAAUAACACGAACCUGCAGGACGUGAGGCACGAGGAGGCAGUGGCCGCCCUGAAGAACACUUCUGACAUGGUGUACCUGAAAGUGGCCAAGCCUGGCAACAUCCACCUCAACGACAUGUAUGCGCCCCCCGACUACGCCAGCACCUUCUCAGCCUUGGCUGACAACCAUAUAAGCCAUAACUCCAAUCUGGGCUACCUUGGCAGCAUCGAGAGCAAGCCUGCCUACCCAGGCCCUCCCCAGGUGACUCCAUCCCGGUACUCGCCCAUCCCUCGGCACAUGAUUGGGGACGAGGACUUCACCAGGGAGCCCCGGAAAAUCAUCCUUCACAAAGGUUCCACUGGCCUGGGCUUCAACAUCGUCGGAGGAGAAGAUGGUGAGGGGAUCUUUGUGUCCUUCAUCCUGGCUGGAGGCCCUGCUGACCUCAGUGGGGAGCUGCGGAGGGGAGACCGCAUCCUCUCGGUGAACGGCGUGAACCUCCGCAACGCCACCCACGAGCAAGCGGCAGCGGCCCUGAAGCGGGCGGGGCAGACGGUGACCAUCGUCGCGCAGUACCGGCCCGAAGAGUACAGCCGCUUCGAGUCAAAGAUCCACGACCUGAGAGAGCAGAUGAUGAACAGCAGCAUGAGCUCUGGCUCCGGCUCCCUCCGGACAAGCGAGAAGAGAUCUCUCUAUGUCCGAGCCCUGUUUGACUAUGACCGGACCCGGGACAGUUGCCUGCCCAGCCAGGGGCUCAGCUUCUCUUACGGGGACAUCCUGCACGUCAUCAACGCCUCGGAUGAUGAGUGGUGGCAAGCCAGGCUGGUCACUCCUCAUGGCGAAAGUGAGCAGAUCGGGGUCAUCCCCAGCAAGAAAAGGGUGGAAAAGAAGGAGAGAGCACGGUUGAAAACGGUGAAGUUCCAUGCCAGGACUGGCAUGAUUGAGUCCAACAGGGACUUCCCUGGGUUAAGUGACGAUUAUUAUGGAGCAAAGAAUCUGAAGGGCGUGACAUCAAACACCAGUGACAGCGAGAGCAGUUCCAAAGGACAAGAAGACACCAUCCUGUCAUACGAGCCAGUGACGCGGCAUGAAAUUCACUACGCGAGGCCGGUGAUCAUCCUGGGGCCGACCAAGGACCGGAUUAACGACGAUCUCAUCUCCGAGUUCCCACACAAGUUUGGUUCCUGCGUGCCACACACCACCAGGCCUCGGCGUGAGAAUGAGGUGGAUGGACAGGACUAUCACUUUGUCGUAUCCCGUGAACAGAUGGAGAAAGACAUCCAGGACAACAAGUUCAUAGAGGCUGGGCAGUUCAAUGACAAUCUCUAUGGGACCAGCAUUCAGUCAGUGCGGGCAGUAGCAGAGAGGGGGAAACACUGCAUCCUGGAUGUGUCUGGCAAUGCUAUCAAGAGGUUGCAACAAGCACAACUUUAUCCCAUUGCCAUUUUCAUCAAACCAAAAUCCAUUGAAGCUCUCAUGGAGAUGAACCGGAGACAGACGUAUGAACAGGCCAACAAGGUCUUUGACAAAGCCAUGAAACUUGAGCAAGAGUUUGGAGAGUAUUUUACAGCAAUCGUACAAGGAGACUCUCUUGAAGAGAUUUACAGCAAAAUCAAACAGGUCAUUGAGGACCAGUCCGGGCACUACAUCUGGAUCCCAUCCCCAGAGAAACUCUGAAGAUGCCCCCCACCAGCUUCCCUGUGAGCAGAAGGUCUCUGAAGUCCCACCCAAGCCCUCUGCCCCAAGGAGGGGGGGAUAUGAAAAUGAUUCCUGCCCCCUUUUUUUAGAUCGUCGCAAAAUUGAGUUUUCUAGUCCUGUUUCUUUUGUUGGGAUGAACUCAUUCAUCACGUGACUGUUCCCACUGAUCCUGCAUGGACCUUCCCACUGCUCCAUUAGAGACAGAUGAGAACCCAUUCAAGGUCGUUUUUUAUUAUUAUUAACUAAACCAAGAAUCAAGAUGGGAGGAGGCAGCUAAGGACUAACGUAAGAAACAAGUGAAACAACAAACUCUGAGCACAGGAGCUAGCAUCAGAGCUCCAGGGGCAUUUUUCCAAGUGUGACUGUCUUGCAACUCUGAACAGUGCAACAGAAAGGCAGCAGAAAGCAUUUUAUUUAUCUGUAUAUGUAAUUUAUAUAUAAUAUAUAGAGAGAUAUUAUAUAUAUAUUAUAUAUAUAUAUGUAUGUGGACUAGGAAACCUGAGGGACCUCUCUUAAAAGGUAUUGUAUUAUUGCAAGGAUCUUUCAGUUUCUCUGUCCUGACCACUGGGGGUAAGGGAGUCCACUUGGGCAAGAAGAAAGCAAAAUGGUACCAGGUGCUUUGGGACAUCUCCCUUUGGGGGCAGCUCCCUGCCAGCACCCCAGGUCUGGGGCAGAGCAGAGACUGGUUUGCUGCCUCUGCAGGAGGGACCUGAGGUCCAGAGUUAACACAGCAAGGAGCAGCAGCUGAGCUGAGGGUGGCUGAGAGACAAGAGACUGAGCAGGAGGCUGCAGAGCAAGAGAAUGGAUGAUACUACGUACUAAAUUGCACAUUGUUUUACACAUCACCUUAUGUGUUUGCAUGAGAGGUUUCCUUUUGGUUCUAUUUUUUUUAAGCUGAUUUUAAACCAAAACCACAUUGUGUUGCUGUGUUGGCUUUUUCCUUUGGUUUGUUUUUCUUUUUUUUUGGUUAUUCCAUUUUUCUCUUGUUGUUAAUGAACUGAAUGGGUAUAAAAUCCAGUUUUUUAACUUAUUUUUUAAGCUGACUCUAUUGUAAAUAGAAUCUAGGUCUGUGGUGUUUAGUUAGGAAAUACUCUACUGGCCACAAGCAACAACCCUACCUGCUCUCCUGUGUUGCUGUGGGAAAUCUGGGACAUUGGGUUGGCCCUGUACCUGUGGGUGCAGGUGAAGUGCCCCAGCCUGGCUUGCAGCAGCGUGCUGGUGUUCCUUUCUGCAUUAGCCACUGGCAGGAAAAGCCCCCAGCUGUGCCUUGGAUGGACACUCACACUUUUCCAAAUCAGUAACAGAAUUGAACAACUUCCUCUCUUCCCUGCUUCGUGCCAAAUUCCCAGCUCUGCUGCAUGCAGGUAGUGGUGGUCCCUUCCAGCACAGCAGGGACUUCACCUGGUGCUCUGGGAGUGGGGCUUGGCAGGUGAAGGUGUGGCUGCUGGCCUGGUUCUGUCUCUGGCAGGUCUCCUUCUGAACUUGGGCUCUGCUCCCUCUCUCAAGGUCACCUCAAACAGAACUGGGUGCCCUGUGCUGGCAGGUCUGUGGGGCAGGGGCUGCAGAUCUGCCCCCAUCCUCUGUGCACUGGGAUCUUUCAAGUGAGGCAGCCACUGGUGCUGAGACAGGUGGCCCCACCUGAGAAAUGUCUUUGAGGACACUUCGGCUUCUGUGCUUGAAUGGGGCUCCAUCCUGGGAGCAGAGCUUUCCGUGGAGCUGCUGAGGGGACUCGAACAGCCUUUGAGCAGGAGCUGUGCUGCUGGGUACUCAGUACAGGCAGAAGAGCCCUCCCACCUUCAGAACAGCUGGUGAAUGCUGUUCCUCAGGCACAGUGCCAAGCACCAGUACAAAGGAGGUGGUCAUAUGAGCACAAAGCAGGUAAGUCUUGGCCCAUUUUUCCCCUCUCCUCAUUUUAUAGGCAUAAGUGGCUGUGCAGGGUACCAGUCCUCUUUCCUGAAGGUUAACAGGUACCACAGUGUGUCAGUCAUGAUGUGGUGUCCAAAGGCCACGGGUUUCAGUGUGAGAUGCCCCAAGGCUGUACAUGGGCUGUCUGGGGAGCAGCUGUCCUCACCUGUCCUGCAUCACAAGGAGCCCUGCAGGGACUGAGCAACUUCCCAGGACAGAGAGCAGUGCUGCAGAGGAGGUGGCUGUGAGUGUGGUGGAGAGCAGGAAGGACUCUGCUGUCAGGGGGACCGACCCUAAAGGAGCAAACUUUGGGAAUGGAUUCCUCUUGGGCAUCCAGCCCCUGCCCUGCUGGUUCUGCUCCAGCUGCUAUAAAUGUCAGUCCCUGAAGAAGUGGAGUAAGUGAAACAGAAGUCUUUAAGAUGCUAGUCACAUCGUUCCUGUCUUUUUUAUUUUAUUUUAUUUUAUUUUUCUUCCCCCCCAAUAGCCUGUCUCCCUCUCACCAAGUCACAUGGAGAAAAAGCUGAUGUACUCCAUGGGAUAACUGACAGUAUCGAAUCGAUCAUGACAAUACUAGUUGGUUACCAGUGUUUCUUCCAAGGAGACAUAUAUUUUUAAUAAACAGAGAGUUGCAAAGAACUCUUGUCUUUGAGA
Apus apus (common swift) is the source of this 5120-nucleotide messenger RNA. RefSeq names its product discs large MAGUK scaffold protein 3 (gene DLG3). Lineage: Eukaryota; Metazoa; Chordata; Aves; Apodiformes; Apodidae. Gene Ontology annotation, molecular function: kinase binding. Gene Ontology annotation, biological process: chemical synaptic transmission. The record is from RefSeq and is a predicted model, not a curated record. The transcript is spliced from 21 exons. Gene Ontology annotation, cellular component: neuromuscular junction; postsynaptic density membrane; neuron projection. Bases 27 to 2543 code for a protein of 838 amino acids.